Cariama cristata (Red-legged seriema) is the source of this 494-nucleotide messenger RNA. Its product is annotated as protein HEG homolog 1-like. NCBI's taxonomy places the organism in Eukaryota, Metazoa, Chordata, Aves, Cariamiformes, Cariamidae. Gene Ontology annotation, biological process: heart development. The transcript has 5 exons. The annotation marks the transcript as partial. The record is from RefSeq and is a predicted model, not a curated record.
CCUGCGAAGAUGGAUAUAAGCUGGAAAAUGAGACCUGUGUGAGCUGCCCAUUUGGCUUAGGUGGAUUCAACUGUGGAAACCCAUAUCAGCUCAUCACUGUGGUGAUCGCGGCUGCAGGAGGGGGACUUCUGCUUAUCAUGGGCAUAGCACUGAUUGUCACCUGCUGCCGGAAGAAUAAAAAUGACAUAAGUAAACUCAUUUUCAAGAGUGGGGAUUUCCAGAUGUCACCAUAUGCUGAAUAUCCGAAGAACCCCCGGGCACAGGAGUGGGGCAGAGAGACCAUCGAGAUGCAGGAGAAUGGAAGCACCAAGAACCUGUUGCAGAUGACAGAUGUGUAUUAUUCGCCAACGGGACUGAGAAAUCCUGAACUGGAAAGAAAUGGACUUUAUCCUCCCUACACUGGUUUGCCUGGAUCUCGACAUUCAUGCAUCUACCCUGGACAAUACAAUCCAUCCUUCAUUAGUGACGAAACCAGAAGAAGAGACUAUUUUUAG